Molecule: messenger RNA, 3027 nt
Organism: Paralichthys olivaceus (Japanese flounder)
Lineage: Eukaryota; Metazoa; Chordata; Actinopteri; Pleuronectiformes; Paralichthyidae
Source: RefSeq, a predicted model, not a curated record
GGAAGGGUCAGAGGUCAGAGGUAAAAGUUGACUUCGGUGAAAACAUGCUUGAGCACGGGGAUGUCCGCGUGGUUCACCGAGGAGGCAGCAAAAUAAACUUCAGGCAGCCCGUCAUCACCAACGACUCGAGCUUCCUCCUGUGCGCCUCGGGAGAGUGUGUGAAGGUGUUCAGCACCUCCACCGAGGAGUGUAUCCACGACCUGCGGGGUCACACCGGCCUGGUGACAGGAGUGCUGCUCAAACCCUCCAACCACCUGCAGGUCUACUCUUGCUCAACAGAUGGCACUGUAAGACUCUGGGACUUUACAGAUGGCAUCCUUAUUAAGACUUAUGUCAUCGGAUUCCCAAUUUACUCCAUCUAUGCAUCUGCAAACCAUGAAGGAGUCAUCUUUAUUGUUGUCUCCAAAAGUGACCAAAGAUCUGAGUUGUUCCAGCUGGUUGCGGUUCAACUGCCGCAGAGUGGAGAACAGUUGGUAGAGGCCCUAGAGUUGUCUGCUGUGCUUCCAGACGUCAGCCCAAAGCCCACAGCCAUUGCCUUUGGUAGAGGGGGGGAAUAUAUUGCUUCAGCUAAAGGUCCGCAGCUGGAGGUCUUCUUCUUCAAGAAGCAGAAAUCAUACAGGUUUUUCCUCAAAGAAGACAACAAGAAAGGAGGAAAGAACACAUUCACAUGUGUUGCGUGUCACCCGAAAGAUGACUGCAUUGCCACCGGGCAUGAGGAUGGAAAGAUUCGCUUGUGGAGAAACUUCAACCACAAGAAGGAGUACACAUAUUCCGCGCUGCAUUGGCACCAUGGUGCUGUCGGCUCACUGUGCUUCACUCCAGAAGGUACCAACCUGCUGAGUGGAGGUGUGGAGUCGGUGCUUGUCCAGUGGCGAUACAACCAAGAGACCCAGAAGGACUUCCUGCCUCGCCUCGGUGCUGCCAUCACACACAUUGUCGUCUCACCUGAUGGAGCACUGUUCUGCACCUCACACAGUGACAACAAGAUCACUAUCAUCCAGAGCUGUGUUAAAGUAUCAGCUGUCAUUCAAGGCCUGGUCAAAGGAGAUGGGGUGAGGACAGAUUUGAUGGUGGACCCACACAGCAAAGCCAUGGUUUUGAACGGCAAGCCAGGCCACCUGCAGUUUUACUCCCUUCAAAGAGACAAACUGCUGUACAAUCUGGACAUUGUGCAGCAGGAAUACAUUCAUGAGGAGGGUCUGAGGCAGUUUGAGGUGGUCAAGGCGGCCUUCACCGCCUCUGGAGACUGGCUUGCAACAGUGGAAGAAAGACAACAGAAGGCAGCCGAGCUGGAGCUUAAUUUGAAACUGUGGGCAUUUGAUGAGCACACACAAAGUUUUGUGCUGAACACGACCAUCUCGGCUCCCCACGAGGCACGGAUUACAGCCAUGUGCUUUUGCCAUGCCGCCGACAUUCAGACCACCAUGCUGGUUACCAACAGCAAGGACGGACACUUCAAAGCCUGGCAGCUGGCUGUACCAGCCCACACACAAGAUGAAGGUUCUUCCUGGUCGUGUGAUUUUGUCGGAGCCUAUCAUGGGCUGGUACCCGAGUGCUGCAGUUUCUCAGCCGAUGGCUCUUUGUUGGCUGUCAGCUUUCAGGAGGUGGUGACUUUGUGGAGCCCGUCGUCCUGGGAGCUCCUGACCACUCUGUCCCAGCCACCAGGUGCUAUUAGGCAACUUUGUUUUGGGCGUCUAAGCUGUUCCAAGUAUCUGCUGGGAGCCACUGCGAACAACCUGCUUUGCUGCUGGAACCUCCUCACCUGCUCCUUGGAGUGGAGCACUGUCAUGGAGACCAACCUUCUUCUGGUGGACCCUCUCUCUGAGAAUAUAGCUGCCUUCUGCUCUCAGGCUGGAUCCACUGACUUAUUUGUUUUUAAGCCAAACGAGCCCCGGCCAGUGUUUUCCUAUAAGGCUGUGUGUUCAGGGAAGGUGACUCGGGCUGUCUUCGCUCCGAGGGAGGAGAUGCUGGAGAGCUGUGAGGAGAGCAGCCAGUGGCUCAACUACUCUCAGCUCUACUUCCUCACUCAGUACAUGGACCUCAUGACGUUCAGCACCAAAGCAGAGGAGGACAAACUGAUGGCCUCCAGCAAGCAGCUGGUGAUCGAUGACAGUAUCGCCAUGACACCAUUCUGCCUGUUGCUGGGGAAACACCGGCAGCAGCAGGAGAAUCAAGACACACUGGGCGGCCUGUCUGCAGAGAGAACACCUCUGCCACAAGGCUCUGUUGCUAUCAAGGAGCACUUCUGGAACUUGGGCUUCUCAUGGUUCAGCAUAUUCAGAUCCCUGCUAACUGUGCACACGGGAACUUUUGACUUGUUCUGUUCCGGUCUUAUCUCUAAAAUGUGCAGUCAUGUUAUCCUUUUUUUCCCUCACUUGUGUUCUUGUGGCUUCAGGGAGGAAAACAAACACGAAGAGGAGGAAAUGGAGAGCGAGAAAGAGAACUCAGAUGAGGAAAUGGAGCCUGGAACCUCGAGACCUGAGCUGGUGCCAGUGGAAGGCAAGGUCACUGAGGCUACAGCCCCCCCUCUAACAAAAGCCCAGGUUAGGGAACUGAGGAGAGUGAAGAAACUUGACCACAGCUGGAUGCAUAACAUUCUGGACACGUGAAUGUGACCUUGGGAAAAAAAAAUGUCACACACAUACAGUGUCUGUACAAAGUUUUCACCACAUCCAUAGAUUAUUUUCCAUUAUGUGUUCACGUUUUUCUUCAAUAAGUAAGACCUAAUUUCAUUUUAAACAAAAAAAGUCUCUGCAGGUGCAAAACAGAAAUAUUUGAUCCAACAAUUAUCUGGCCCUUUGGAUCAGUUUUACACAUAAAAACAAAAAAUCUCCACACACUUUUUCUCUGUAAAAAUUGCUGAGGCACUGUUGCACAAGAUAUGUGUGGGAUCAGCAGUUUUCUGACAUGGACUCUUGAAUGUUAACAUUGCUGUUGAUACAAAGUCUGACCUGUGUGGAUUUGAUGUUUUUUUUUGUUGUAUUUUGUUAAAUAAACCUUUGCAACAGGUUCUCCUGCAGGAUUUCA